Leptopilina boulardi is the source of this 5839-nucleotide messenger RNA. It is a transcript of the gene cnc, whose product is annotated as segmentation protein cap'n'collar. Lineage: Eukaryota; Metazoa; Arthropoda; Insecta; Hymenoptera; Figitidae. Gene Ontology annotation, cellular component: nucleus. Gene Ontology annotation, molecular function: DNA-binding transcription factor activity, RNA polymerase II-specific; RNA polymerase II cis-regulatory region sequence-specific DNA binding. Bases 1028 to 3952 code for a protein of 974 amino acids. The transcript is spliced from 13 exons. The record is from RefSeq and is a predicted model, not a curated record. Gene Ontology annotation, biological process: regulation of transcription by RNA polymerase II.
GAGUCACAUAUCGUGUGCGAUCUCACUUAAAGCAAGGUGUGUAAUUCCGUUUGUCCGUUGAAUUUGUGGUUCUUUUUUUUUUCAUCGUAUAUUAAAGACAAAUUUAUUGAAAAUAAAUAUUCACGUAAUUAAUAAAAAUACAAUAAAAAUGGUGUAAUUAAAUAAUGAAAUUAACAGCCGUUUAUGAGCCUCGAGAAUAUAAACAAUUAGGGAAAAAAAAAAAAAAACAAAUAUACGAGUGCUCCAAAAAUUUCGAGGCCGGGUUUUUGUCGCGUGUGUGUGUAUAUAUAUAUAUAUGUUUUGUGUGAUCUGUCAAGUCGUUUAUAUCUCUUCAUAAGUCAAAAAAGAAUUUUCUUUUUCUUAAUAUAUCACAAUUUGUGUAAGGUGUCAGUGAUAAAAAAAGAACUAUUAGUGUUUCUCUAAUACUAUGCUUAGAAUUUGCCAGAAAUUUGGAUUUGCACUGUUAGUGAAUCGUGUGCAGUGAAAAUAUAAAGCUUGACGUGGCCCCCUGUUUGUGUUUUGAGGUUAUUUCUGUAACUCGCGCGUGUAACUGACCUAUACCCAUCGAAAGGUGGACCCACCGAAGUCUUUUAUUUCCAAUUCACCAUCCCAACGAACAGGUUGGAUAUUGUUUGAACAGAUAGAUUAGACAAAAGAGUGUGAGAAGUAUUUGUGUGAAAGAAAAUUUUCUAAACGCAGGAAAAUAAAUAGGAAGUUUUCAUCAUAACCUCAAAAAUCAACUGUCAUAUCGCGAUUUUUAAAUGUUUUUCAAGUAUUCAAAAUAUAAAAGUGGAAUAAAUAAUUCUUAAUGGAUAAAUUGUGACGUAAACAUUUUUUUUUUUUUCCUCUCAGCAAUGUUUUAUUUGCUGAUUGUUUUUAAUACCAGAGCUAAUCCUCUGUGAUAGCUGUGUUUUGUAAUAUUAUCGAAAACUCCAAAGAAAAGAAAAAAAAAAUUCAACGUGUCUAAGAAUCUGUGAUAAAAAUUAGAGAAUUUUUUUUUUUUGCUAAUAGAAAAAAAUUAAAAAAAAUGCUAAGCCUAAAGAAAUUUUAUCGCGAGGAGCUCCUUCAGCUCGCUUUGCUUCUCUCAUUGCUUCGUGUUGAUCCGGAUGCUUAUUUAGGAUUAGAUAUACAGACAAUUGGUGUUGGAUCCUUGGAUUUAAAUAAUGGAUCAGGAUGGCAUUUGGACGCUCAUACAAUUGUACAUCGUCCGGUGUUUGUACAUCCAAAAAAUUUGGAUUCAAUGCUUCUUAAUUAUGAGAGAGAUAUAUUCGAAGACUUAAAUUCAUUGGGGAGAUAUAAUAGAUUGAAUAGUGCACCAAAUGAUAUACACGCGUAUUUAUUAAAUAUCGAGGAAUCUGGAAGAGAUGCACCUGAACCUGGACCAAGUAUAACAAAUUCAACAGAUCUUACGAGAAAUAUAACAUCACCUGAAACACCUUCUUUAUUACAAUCACCUUCUCAACCUGAUGGUGCAUCAGAAUUAACACAAGAGGAUAUGGAUUUGAUAGAAGUUCUUUGGAAGCAAGAUGUAGAUUUAGGAUUCACCAUUGUGGAACCAACAAGUCCGGAUAAGUCCUUGGAAAAGGAAUCUGACGAUGAUAUCGAAAAAUUGAAAGCCUUAAAAGCCAUUAAUUCUACACAUGAAAAGGAGAAAACCAAAGAGGCCGAAAAGCUGAAGGAAGAAGAUCCUUGGGCCGGUCUACCAUAUACUGUCGAUCUGGAAACAGGGGAAUAUAUUCUUAGUUCAUCAAACCAAAGUCAAGGCGAGAGCAGUUCUGUUGAUAGUUCUGUCAGUGAUCAAUUAUUGGGUGACCCAUCAUUGGGACUCAAUAAUCACGAAUUAGUGGGACUUUCUGAAGAUUCUUUAGGACUUAAUGACACUCUUGGUCUUGAGAAUGACUUUACGACAGACUUACUCGGAGGUGGGCUCCUAGGUGGUUCUAGUGUUGAGGGUCUUCUUAACAACGACUCAUUAAGCAUACCCGACGGAUUCAAUCUCGAGGAAGCAUUACAACUUGUUGGUCUCGAUGAAGUUCCGGGAGAGGAUAAUAGGUCGGAAGUGAAUAAGAACAAGUCCGGCGACGAAGAUAGUGACGUUGAAAAGUGCGAUUCAAGAAUAUCCUUGUCAGAUAACGGCAAGGUUAAAAGUUCAAUUGUUGAAGACGAAGAAACCGACGACGAGAUGAUUCACACACCGCAAUUUCAUCAUCCCCAUCACCCACAUCACCCUCACCAUUCUCAUCACCCACAUCAUCCUCAUCAUCGCUCAUUUCAAGGUCGCAUGCCAUUCAUGCGUACAAUGAGCACAGAACAGCGAUGGCAGGAUUUGGCAUCAUUGCUGUCAUUGCCAGGUGGUCCAGAUCAUUUUGCACAUCCAGCACUUCCUGGAUAUCCAGGACACGGCAUUGGUCACAGUCAUUACGAGGCACAACGUAGUGUAUUGCUUCAUAAUGCAACAUUGGCACCUCCCGUUGGCGAUCUCAAUGCCACAAGCCAAUAUCAUAAUGUUGGUGGACCAUCAAAUUUGGGAUCAGCGGUGGCAACAUCAAUGAACUUAACAAAUAGUAGUGAGCCAAUGGGAUCGGAAAAUGGUGCAUCAUACAAAACGGAACCAAAUGAUAUGAUGUACUAUCAUACACCUCCUGAUACCAUCAAUCAAACGACAGAUGGAUUUCUUUCAUCUCUUCUCAAUGAUGAGGAUCUUCAAUUGAUGGACAUGACCAUGAACGAUGGCAUGUACACCAUGCGAAUGUUGGACAACAACAGUAGCAAUGCAUCUGGACCAACUGGAGCUGCUGCACUACCUGGUGUACAAGCGGGUGGUGCACCACCAUCGGGUGGAGUGACAACAUUACCCUGCGUUACUGAUGAAAGAAUGGAUGCAUCAAGUGAUAGUGCUGUCAGCAGUAUGGGAAGCGAACGAGUUGGAUCUGUCUCAGAUGGAGAGUGGAUGGAAACGGGAUCAAAUUCUAGCCAUACUCAAGCCGAUUCUCACUAUUCAAUGGAUUAUGCGAGCAAAUAUCAUAUGCCAUACGAUUGUAGUUAUGGAAGAAGUGGUAGUUCACCACGUUGUCAAGCUGAUCGAAAUAUGGCCCCACAAAAAAAGCAUCAAAUGUUUGCUAAACGAUACUUCCAGGAACAAGGAACUGGAUCGCCUCUUAGUGCCACGGCUCACACGACAACCCCAAUGAAAUAUGAGUACGAUUCUCAAACAAUUGCUGCUGGUGCACCGGGAAACGCUUAUUCUGGACCAAUCGAGGGUGCUGCAGGUCCUCAAGCUGAAAUUAAAUACAGUUGCAGUGUUGAUUUUUCACGACAUCAAUCAGGACGAUCAGCGAUUGAGCAUAUUCAUCACAAUCACACGUAUCACCUUCCAGCAGAAAGUUCUGGUUCCCUACAACGUCCAUUGUCACGUGAUAAGAAAUUACGAAAACAUGAAGACGAACAUUUGACCCGCGAUGAAAAGCGAGCACGUUCUCUAAAUGUACCAAUUGCCGUUCACGAUAUUAUCAACUUGCCCAUGGACGAAUUUAAUGAGCGUCUUAGUAAAUAUGAUUUAAGUGAAGCACAAUUAUCGUUGAUUCGCGAUAUUCGACGAAGAGGCAAAAACAAGGUUGCUGCACAAAAUUGUCGUAAACGUAAACUCGAUCAAAUUAUCAGUCUCGCUGAUCAAGUUAAAGAAAUGCGUGAUCGUAAAACGAGACUCAUCAAAGAACGAGAUUAUAUGCUUGUUGAAAGACAACGGGUUAAAGAGAAAUUCAGUCAACUCUAUCGUCACGUUUUUCAGUCGCUACGUGAUCAAGAUGGAAAUCCAUAUAAUCCACACGAAUUCACCUUACAACAAACAGCAGAUGGAAAUGUACUUUUGGUACGUCGAAAUCAAACGAAUCCCUAUCAUUCACGUUCAUCGACAAUGGAUCCAAAAUCGAAACCCGACGAACGUAAAGAAUGAAAGAAGAGACAAAAAUAAAAAAAAAUAAAAAAAACGAAAAAUUAUUCUCAAAAUGAGAUUGAUAAUCAGAAGAAGUUCAAGGCGCUACUUUUUUAAAAAAAAAAUAUAUAAAUACAGCAAACUUGAAAAUUCGCGGUGUCAUCAGUUUCGUUACAUAUAUAUAUAAAAUAUAGUACACGGGGGACAUUUAUUUUUUAAGAAUAAUCAUUCUUUUAACGAAAAAUAAAAAAAAAAACGCGAUGCUUUUGCUUUUUAUAUCUUGUUCAAGUGUUUGCAGUGACAAACACAAGAAAGACAACGAUAAGUCCUAUUGAUUUCUAUAAAUAGUUUCGUACUAGACAAGGACUUUGGAAAUAAAAAAAUAUCACGAGUUUUAAUGUUUAUGGUAUUCAGGAGGAAGAGUACAAAAUAUCCUCGAAAAUUGGACAAUUUUCAAAUUUUGCUUCUGAAGAAGAUAAAAUUUUUUUAAAAUACAAAUUUGUUAUUAAAACAUGAUUUUCGAGGUAUAUAAAUGAAAAUCAAUUUUUAUUAAAACAAAAAAAAAAGAAUACCAUUAAAAAUUUAAGUUAGAGUAAGAAGAAAAUAUCUGACAUGAAUCAGAAAUGUUUUAGAAAAAUUUGUUAACCCCUCUCCCAGCGAAAUAUUCGUGAAAUAAUCGAUUUAUUAUUUCACCUCGCGAAAAUGAAAAAAAAAAAUCUCUUCUUCCUGUCUUGUGCCUAGACUGUACUCAGAAAUAGUGAUUUAUUAAUGAAGGUGUAUAUUUUCUAAGAAAAUAACACCAUCUUUUUCCUUAAGAGCCUAGCUCAUUGGAGGUGAAAAUAAAACGAAGAAAAAUGAAAAAAAAAAAAAAAAAAAAAAAAUGUAACAAAUGCCUGUCACAUUUCAAUAAAAUUUGUCGAAACAAUAAUUAUGUCACAAAUGCAUUAAAAUGUGAUUAUAAAAAAUUUAAUUGCGACUAAAAAUCUUGCAUACACAUGUAUAAUCGUUGUAUAAAAAAUUACUAUGUUUAAUAUAAUUCUUCAUUUUAAAACGUGAUUUAAUAUUAAUAAUAAUAAUAAUAAUAAUAAAAAGGAAAAAGAAAAGUUAUUUCUAAAGGGUAGCUUUUGUUCUACCUUUUAAACGAUAAAACCAGUGUCAAGAAUAAACAUAAAUUAACCUGAACUUAAAUAAGAAACUGGGGAGAAAAGAAAAAUAUAGAACAUUAUAUUUAUCGAAUAGAAAUCAUUUAAAUAAUAUUUAACGCAUCAAAUUUGCAAAAUCCUUUCUUUUUCGAAAAAAAUUUUUAAAAAAUGCGUUUUAUAAAAUUUAAAUAGUUUCUAUAACAAAAAUGUUUAUUUUUUGUUUAAUAAAAGGCAAAUGCUUGAGUUAUUGCCUAUGGGAACGUUGUAUUUGAUAAUUAUGAAAGAUUUUUUUUUUUUUGUUAUUUUUUUCGAACAGUAUAAGUACACUCAGGCAAGAUAAGUUACAUAAUAUAAAAUAAGACUAGAAUUUAAUUGCAACAAUGUGAAUAUAUAUAUAUAUAUAUAUAUAUAUAUAUAUAUAUAUAUAUAUAUAUUUGCUGCAAUUCAUAUAUUUCUACAAUAUUAAUCAAUAGUAUUAAUAUUGCGAUAUAAAAAAUGAACAAAAUGUUAUAUAAAUAAACAUAUUUUUUUAAAAAUAAUAAAAAUCGUUCAGGUAUUUCACAUUUGCCUUUUUGUGUAUAUAUUGAUGUAGGUAGUAUAAUUUUCUAUAAAUAUUACACAUGUAAAAAAAAAAAAAAUCGAAGUGAUUAGUUGAUAUAAAUAAGAAAAAAAUAUUACGUAUAAAAAAAAAUUAUUAAAAACUAAUUAUUAUUAUUAUUAUAAUGCUACAAAAUAAAUAUUAAAAAAAAAAAAAAAAAAAAAAAAA